Molecule: messenger RNA, 1685 nt
Organism: Xenia sp. Carnegie-2017
Lineage: Eukaryota; Metazoa; Cnidaria; Anthozoa; Malacalcyonacea; Xeniidae
Product: 1-acyl-sn-glycerol-3-phosphate acyltransferase delta-like
Exons: 10
Coding region: 173-1333 (386 amino acids)
Cellular component (GO): endomembrane system
Molecular function (GO): 1-acylglycerol-3-phosphate O-acyltransferase activity
Source: RefSeq, a predicted model, not a curated record
GGGUUUAAUUGUUUACGACUAUUUUAGUAUAACAGGUUUGAACAUGACAAAGUCCAAAUUAUCAUGUUUUGUCACUCAAGGUGAACUACUGAUACUGUUGUAUAUGCUGUAAUUUGGCAAGAAGAUAUUUUAUUAAGAUUUUAUAUCAUUAGAAUUGCGUUCCUGUUGAAACAUGCGAAGGUCUUUGGCACUUUUCCUGUGGCUUUUAAUGGUGUAUUUUAUCAGUGGCUUAAUUGUCAAUAUUCUUCAAGUCUGUUUGUUGCCACUAUGGUACAUUUCCCGUAAUCAUUUUAGACGGAUCAACGCUGUUCUUUGCUAUUCCCACUGGUCAAUGUUGACCUUUGCUGGCGAAUGGUGGGGUGAAUUAGAUAUUAAAUUUUAUGGAAAGAAAGAAGAUUAUGAUUUGAUAGGAAAGGAACAUUGUCUUGUCUUACCUAAUCAUCGCAGUGAUAUUGACUGGAUGAUUGGAUGGAUUCUCUGUGAACGUACAGGGAUAUUAGGGGGUGCAAAAUGUUACAUGAAGUAUUAUCUAAAAUACUUGCCUGUGAUUGGUUGGAUGUGGUGGUGUGCCGAAUAUGUGUUUCUGAAACGAAACUGGAACGCUGAUUUUCCCAUGUUGAAGAGAAGUUUGGAUGAGCUCAAGGAUUAUCCAAUCCCUAUGUUUCUUGGCAUAUUCCCGGAGGGAACACGAUUUACCGAAGCUAAACAUGAAAAUAGUUUACAGUUUUCAAGAUCGCGUGGUUUACCUGAGCUAAAGCAUCAUCUCUUCCCGAGAACGAAAGGCGUCAUUAUCACUUUGAAAUGUCUUAAAGAUACAUUACCUGCUGUUUAUGACAUCGAGUCAGCUUAUCCAGGGGACUGUAAACCAACAAUGAAACAUUUGUUGAAAGGCGGGAAAUGCGAAGUUCAUUUUUAUCUUAGACGUAUACCCAUUGAAGAAAUACCAUGUAAUUCUGAUGAUGAAAUUUCAAAGUGGUGUACCCAGUUAUUUGUAGAGAAGGAUGCAAUCAUGUCGGACUUUGUAAAGAAUGGGAAAUUCGCUGGAAAUCGCGUAAAUUUACCGAGGAGACAGAAAAAUCUUUACUUUGUCAUAUUCUGGAACUUACUACUAUCUGCUCCAAUUCUCUAUACUUUAUACUCAUUAUUGGUGUCGCGUUUAGUUGUCUCGAUACCAGUUGUUGGAGCUCUACUGCUUAUAGGUUAUGUGGCUUUCCGGAUAUUGGUGCAUUUUACCGACUCUAAAAAGGGAAGCAAAUUUGGACUUAAACAAAAUAGUAAAGUUCAGAAAGAAGAGAGAAAUGGACUCCAUGAUGACGGUGUGAAACAGGACUAGAGGAUCGUCAGUCUUGACGUUUUUUGAGGGUGUCUGAAUGCGAUUUAUAGCCGUUGGUUGGAAUCUUGCUGCCCGUAUUCUAGUCAUGGAGCGUGCAGGAGGUGUUCUGUUAUUAUUGACUGUAUAACUGUUAGUCUUUUCAACAACCAUCGUCUUGUAUUUAUAAUAGUCUGUUAUACUAAUACUCUUUUUAAACGUGGUUUGACUAGUUCGGAAAAAAGAACACAAGUCACAUCAUAACUGUUAUAAAACAUUUUUUAAGCGCAUGAUAUGAGUAUUCCACCAGUAUAUUUAAUUAUUAUCAUUCUUCAGAUUCUGUAAAUCCAACAAAAUACAAGACAAACUCCCCAUC